CUUAUCAAUAAGCUAGGGAGAACGAUUGGUUCGUUUUCUUUGACCUCUCAUUUACUUAGACGAUCCUUCCCGGUUUGAGUUUAAUGCAGUAGAUAAUAUACCAUUGCGGUAGAAAUGGAUACAGUGCUCAAAAUGCUGGCGUUGAUCAUUUCUGGAUGGUUUUUCUCAGUGUUUGGUCACGAAAACCAUUAUUUCUACCCCCCGGAGGUGCCUGAGCACCAGGCCAAAUCCUUUCUACACAAAAGACACGUGAACAUUAACGCUUCCCCAAACCCUGCAUACUGCAUCUAUGAGCGUUACGAAAAUUGGUGUAAAUCACACAUACUAUACUGUCAGGGACAACUUGAACAUACAAGAGAACAAAAAUGUGCAACAUUAGCACCUUGUGCUCCUGGCCAGCACUGCCACUUGGCUAAUCCCUGUCCAGAUCGUUUUAGCCUUGCGUGUGUUGACAUUGACGAAUGUGCGAGCAACCCGUGCCAAAAUGGAGGAACAUGUCACAACGGAAACAACCUGUAUACAUGCACGUGUUUACCUGGAUGGACGGGACAUGAUUGUGAAAUAGAUAUUGAUGAAUGUGCCAGCUCUCCCUGUAUGUAUGGAAACGACUGCAUUGAGGAUAGAAUCAACAGCUAUGUGUGUGUUUGCAGUGAGAGAUACGAGGGAGUUCACUGUGAACGAGAUUGCAGACCAGGGCCAGCUGAUAUAAUGUUCUUACUAGAUACGUCAUUAAGUCAAAACGAGGUCAUGAAUCGGUCCAUAGAGUAUAUGACUAGAUUUGUAAAACAGAUUCCCAUUGGACCAAAUGACUUUCAAGUGGCUCUUGUGUCUUAUGCUUUUAAACCUGAAUUGGUCUUUAAUUUCACUGCUCAUCAAAGUAAUACAAGUGUCCUUGACGCAUUGUCUUUGAUAAAAAGUGAAAGGGGCCCAACUACAACAUCAGACGCACUCUCAUUUGUUGCACAGGAAAUAUUAAAGCCAGAAAAUGGAGCUCGUCUGCUACCCAACAUCAGCCAUUAUGCUGUGAUUGUAACAAACGGAUUGUCAACUGAUAGGAAUCAGGCAAUUCAAACAGCCCAGUUCCUGAAAGCCACAGAUUCCAGAUUCAAAAUACUUGCUGUGGGUGUGGGUGACGACAUCGGCCACGAGGAGCUGAUACAACUCCCUACAUACCCUUUCUACACUUUUGCCCCUGACAACGACGAUCUUCUCAUGGCGAUGUUGAAGGAUGCCGCGGAUUACGGAUGCACAGAUUGCAACAGUUCCUCUGUGACUGAUGUAGUGAUCCUCUUUGACACCUCCAAAACCACAAGUCCGUUGACUGGAAAUUCAAUCCAUUCUCUUAAAGCUGUUGACAAACUCUUGGACUCUUUUGAUGUAACAAACACAGAUAUCAGAGCAGCUAUGAUGACGUACGGAAAUGGAUCCCAGAUAAAAUUCGACUUUCAUCAACGAUCAAUCCAUGAUACCAAGGCUAAAAUAUAUACAGCAUCUAUCGAAGAUGAAAAAGGAAAUACUUCCCUUGCAUUAUCUAGUGUACAAGACAAAUUAUUCUUUGGAGUCUCUACAGGAAGCAGAUUUGCUGCGAGAAAAAUAGUUUAUCUAUUUUCAAACGGAAAAUGGUCAAUGACCGAGAUUUCCGAAAUUAGGCAAGAAAUUCUCAAAUUACAUGAUGCUGGAAUUAGCGUCAAUAUAAUGAUACCAGUAAGAAGUCUCAAUGCAGAGAUGGAUAACAUUUUGGCCAAUGCAAGCAAUAUAGCAUUUGAUCCAUUCAGGGUUUACUUGAUAGAGGAUAAUGCAAGUUCUGUUUCAUUCGCAUUGAAGGCAGCUGUGAGAGAUACAAAAUAUGUGGAAUGUCCUCCAGAUAUAUUCAAAGCAAAGCAGUGACAAAGAACUUUGGUAUGCAGAGUAUACUUCAAAGUUUCAUAAAACCCCAGUCUUUUGUUAAAAUCGUUUUCACGGUCGGUAAGACGAAAACAAUGUAGAAUGAAAUCUGCGUCAGAACACUGUUGUGUAAUACAUUGUAUUUAGAACGGUGUUUGUCAGAGUUACGGUGUUUGUCAGAGUUGAUAGAAAGAUGACGUAACACUUGUUUUGCCAUGACACUAUGUUCUAGAAAGGAAGAUUUGGAAUUUUCAUUUUAGUGCAGAUAUACUGUAACGUUUGUGGUAUUAAGCACUCAUCAAUCAUUCUAUAAACACUUCACACAUAUAC
This is a messenger RNA of Ostrea edulis (European flat oyster), 2214 nucleotides long. Its product is annotated as cartilage matrix protein-like. The record is from RefSeq and is a predicted model, not a curated record. NCBI's taxonomy places the organism in Eukaryota, Metazoa, Mollusca, Bivalvia, Ostreida, Ostreidae. The transcript is spliced from 8 exons. Bases 115 to 1887 code for a protein of 590 amino acids. Gene Ontology annotation, molecular function: calcium ion binding.